CUUUGAGGAGUUCAAGAAGGAGCCGUGGUCCAGAGACACUUACCAUUCGCUGGUAACCGAUUUAAAGAAGCUUCUUGAUGGCCAGGAAAAGAAGUUUUUCGACAAUAAAGCUAACAACCCUGGUUACAAAAAUGCAAAGUUCUCGGUCUACGGUUUCCCAUUGGUCCUACAGGUGUGGGCGUAUGAAAAGUUACCUAAAUUUGGGGAACAUUUUGGCACACGUGUUGGUAAUCAUGAAGUCCCAAUAUUGAAUUGGUCAUGUCAUGGGAAAUUUCGGUCCUCUAUGAUACGGAAAAUUUGCUUUCCUAAUGAGGUGCCUACCCCCCCUUCUUCCGAUAAUGAAGAUGAAGAUGAAGACAAUCUUGAAGUACAAACAAGGGAAAGGGUUAAAGAAAUGUGUGUGAACAUUGAAGAAAUCAAAACAAGUCUUCAAAGGCUGGAGAAAAGGGUGGAUGAGCAGCUUGGUGGACUAAAAGACUUGCUGCUUCAGGUUAUUGAUAAAGUCAACAUUGCUUUACAGGAAAAGGGGGGUCCAUCUGCCCCAAGUCAUCAUGAAAAAGACACGGAAAUUUGUGCACCACAUGCUGAAGUUCAAAAGAUGUCUACACAUGGUGUUGACAAUGCUGG
Messenger RNA from Cuscuta epithymum, 627 nucleotides. The record is from the annotation of a GenBank genome assembly. Lineage: Eukaryota; Viridiplantae; Streptophyta; Magnoliopsida; Solanales; Convolvulaceae.